AUGCCCUUUUCAAGAACGAGGACCGGUUGUUAUACCUGCCGGGAAGAAGGUUACAAAUGUGAUGAGCAGAAGCCCUUCUGCGGCCGCUGCGUGCGGCUGGACAAGACUUGUAAGGGCUACGGCGUCAAGCUGCGCUGGCAAACCCCCGAGCUGCCACAGUCGAAGGAGCCGAGGAGGAGACGGCAGCAGCGGAGACUCUCGCCGGGGAGCCACGGGACAUCCACGGUCACCCCUUCGGCCGCCUCCAGUCCAGCCGUAUCGCCAAGUCCGACGUCGCCAAUGACACAAAUGGCCCUGACCCCCGUGGCACCUGUGUCCAUCGGGAGCAAUAUGGAUCCCGAGCAUCGGUAUUUGCUGGACCAUUGGACAACGACACUCGGCGGCGUCAUCUCAAUGGCGACAGGCACCCAUCAGAACCCGUUCCUGCUCCACCUUACCCCCAUGAUGGCACAUUCUACGUCUCUCCGUUUCGCCCUGUGUUCGAUAGCGGCAUGUCACUUGGCAGCGUUGAAGAACGACCAGUCUCUGCAGACUACAGCGACCCGCCAUCGGCUUCGUGCUGUUUCCUCACUACGGCAAAGCAUACAGACGGAUGACCCGGAACUUUCAUUAGCUACUGUGCUUAUGCUACAGCUUUCUGAUAGGCUGUUCACCACAGACUCCGGAGUCGAUCAUCUUGCGGGGGCCAAUGCAAUCAUCAAGCGAGGCGGUGCCAACGCGUGGAACAGCUCCAGCGCGUCUUUCCUGCUGAGCCUCUGUUGCUAUCACGACAUUCUCACUUCGGUUUCUCGGGGUACUAGGCCAAUCUUGGAGCUAAAGAGUCAAGUCCCGAUUGAGGGUGCCAUGUCUUUGCAAGAGCUCACGUCUGUCCUGCAGGUCGUUGCACAAAUCAGCAGGCUACAGGGCCAGGAUCAUCUUGAUGCCCAGGGUCGCGCUAUAGAACAGACGCUGCAGACGUUUGAUGCGUCAAUCCACAGCGGAGGUGAAAGCGGCCAUACAUUACAAGCUUACAAGCAUGCGUCAUUCAUAUACCUCUAUCGUGUUUGGCAAGCUGGUGCGCCACAUCCUUCGGCUAUGAAUGAUCACGCCAGGAGUUGCCUCCAGCACCUGAGCGAGGUUCCAGUCUCCUCGCCAUUGGUGUCGGCUCACGUCUGGCCACUCUGGACCGCUGGCUGCGAGACCAUCGGCGGUGAACAACGCCAACUCGUUGGAGAGAGGAUUGAGGCUAUGUGGGAGGCGCGUCACCUCCCAUCACUACGACGCAUCAAGCAAGACAUGGAAGAAGUUUGGCUGAUUAAAGACAAGCAAAGAAACUUGAUUGGCGAGGAUAAUGUCGACUGUAUCAAAGCGAUCCUGACUCAUCGCCGGCGAGCCGCUGACCUUGCCUAA
Messenger RNA from Anthostomella pinea, 1389 nucleotides. The record is from the annotation of a GenBank genome assembly. Lineage: Eukaryota; Fungi; Ascomycota; Sordariomycetes; Xylariales; Xylariaceae.